CUCCGUUCGCAGAGGCAGGGCACCGAUAGAUCACCGACGAGGCAAAACUGCGAACUGAGUCAAAAUAAACCCAUCAAUCGACAGGCUCCUGUGGUCUGCUUUCCACACAGGCGACGCAGCGAAGCGAGCUCGGAGCGCAGGGUCCUAAACCCCGCGAAAGCAACAUGCGACGUUGCGUCAUCGAACCGCCCGCGACGCGCCCACAAUGCACCACGCACACCCUGCCCACUGGCGGUCCUGAGCUCUCGCAGCCGCUGCCCUGCUCCACGCCCCCUAGACGACCCCCCGAGUCGGCUGUGCAAGCGAGCGUGGGGUUUGCCUUUGACGACCCCGUAGCGGCUGCUCUCCGCACCUGGGUGCACGUAGCCGGCGAGUCACGUCAUGAUUCGUUUCGGGAAUGCUUAAAGAAACGUGCCCAGGGGUCACGCGACAUCCUGGGGGUGCGGAAGAGCGCCGCCCGCUGAUUGGCCGAGGGGGCUGCCGCACGUGCCGCUUCGAAAGCCUCUCGCUUCCGGAGAUUCCCCGCAGUCUAGUUGCGAUUUGCCGGAGCGCCGGAGAUGAUUGGGCAGUGGGCUGUCAGGUGACAGCCAGGCGAUGAAGGCGACGACAGGGCGAAGCUAGCGAAGGCGACUGCUGGAGCGAGUGCGAGCAGAGCAGGCCAUGGCGCUAUUGGGGCGAGCGAGUGGAUAAGAUUUCGAUCCUUGCCGCUGAGAUCGAGGGAUAGGAGGAUUCUAGCAAGUUCGAGGGAGAUAGCGAUCGUUAGCGAGCGCUAGCGAGCGGCUGCGAGAGGCUGCGAGCGCUA
This is a messenger RNA of Schizosaccharomyces japonicus yFS275, 802 nucleotides long. RefSeq lists its product as hypothetical. Lineage: Eukaryota; Fungi; Ascomycota; Schizosaccharomycetes; Schizosaccharomycetales; Schizosaccharomycetaceae. The record is from RefSeq and is a predicted model, not a curated record. The transcript has a single exon. Bases 165 to 464 code for a protein of 99 amino acids.